Sitophilus oryzae (rice weevil) is the source of this 2566-nucleotide messenger RNA. Its product is annotated as serine/threonine-protein kinase OSR1-like. The coding region runs from base 46 to 1830 and encodes 594 amino acids. Gene Ontology annotation, biological process: protein phosphorylation. Gene Ontology annotation, molecular function: protein serine/threonine kinase activity; ATP binding. The transcript has 11 exons. The record is from RefSeq and is a predicted model, not a curated record. NCBI's taxonomy places the organism in Eukaryota, Metazoa, Arthropoda, Insecta, Coleoptera, Curculionidae.
GACAAGAAACUAUUAAGUACCUACAUAGCGGUUUGGUGGUGUACCAUGAUAAUGUUUACUUCGGACGAAAAAACGACCAGUAAUGUGGCCAGUAUAUCAGAACAGAAAAAUAGCUUUAGAAGACGUAAAACAGGAGUAUAUAAAAUGGAACAACCUGAUGGCGAAGUUGUUUUUCAAAAUCAAAAGUUCUUCAGUGCGCUAUCCAUAGGAAAAAGAAAAAUUUCGGAAGAAAUUCUUCCUCCGGGAAGUCACGGCAUCUUUCGUCAGAAACCGCAAAACACCAGUUUCCAAUAUUUAUCGCUAGGGGGAUAUGCAAAAGCAGCAACGCAAUCUAUUAGCAACAUUGGAAACAUUCUGUCCAGAAAAAUGGCGGCGUCAAGUUCCCAGCCGUCAGUGCCGUGGCCAAAUUCCAAAGAUGAUUACGAACUGGGAAAAGUUAUCGGUGUUGGAGCUACAGCUGUGGUUCAUGGUGCUUUUUGUAAACCUCGCAAUGAAAAGUGUGCCAUCAAAAGGAUCAACUUGGAAAAAUGGAAUACUUCCAUGGACGAACUCCUUAAAGAAAUUCAAGCUAUGUCAUCAUGUAAUCACGAAAACGUUGUCACCUAUUAUACCAGCUUUGUAGUUAGAGAGGAACUAUGGCUAGUGCUAAAGCUUUUAGAGGGCGGAAGCCUUUUAGAUGUUAUUAAACAUAAAAUGAGGGUGUCCAAUUGCAAACACGGUGUUUUUGAUGAAUCUACUAUAGCAACUGUUCUGAGAGAGGUCCUUAAAGGUCUGGAGUAUUUUCACAGUAACGGCCAAAUUCACAGAGAUAUCAAAGCUGGAAAUAUUCUUUUGGGUGAAGAUGGAACAGUGCAAAUUGCUGAUUUCGGAGUUUCUGCAUGGCUUGCAACAGGUAGAGAUCUCUCCAGAGAAAAAGUGAGACACACAUUUGUGGGAACACCUUGUUGGAUGGCGCCAGAAGUAAUGGAACAGGAUCAUGGAUAUGACUUUAAAGCUGAUAUAUGGUCGUUUGGAAUUACCGCAAUUGAAAUGGCUACAGGUACUGCCCCCUAUCACAAGUACCCUCCCAUGAAGGUACUUAUGUUGACAUUACAAAACGACCCUCCUAAUCUAGAUACAGGGGCUGAAGAAAAAGAUCAAUACAAGGCAUACGGCAAAACUUUCAGAAAAAUGAUAACGGACUGUUUACAAAAAGAGGCCGCUAAGAGGCCAACGGCCGCCGAGCUCUUGAAGCACCCCUUUUUCAAGAAGGCCAAGGACAAGAAAUACCUGCAACAAACGCUGAUUGCCAUCGGCCCCAGCUUAGAGACAAGAGUACAAAAGGCUUCGAGAAGACAACCUGGCGCUUCGGGCAGGCUGCACAGGAAAGAGACGGGAGAGUGGGUGUGGUCCAGCGAGGACGAGGACGGAGACGAUUCGAGCGACAGCGAUUCUGACGUUAAACCCAUGAACACGCUGGUAUCGGCCGGGUCUUCUGGGUCGGACCAUGAGAGUAGUGAGAGUGAACCUCCGCCAGUAAAUCUGGUAUUAAGGAUGAGAGAACUGGAACGAUCCAUUCCAUUUAGGAACGCGAAACGGGAACUAAACGAUAUUCGAUUCGAGUUUGCCGUUGGAAAAGAUUCCGCAGAAGGAAUUGCAAGCGAAUUGGUGGGCGCUGGUCUGGUUGAUGGCAAAGAUAUAACACCUAUAUCACAGAAUUUGCAAAAACUUAUCGAUCAAAGGCACGCUGUUAAAGUGGUGACGUUCCAAUUGAAUUCAAGUAUUGGCAGUAAUGAGACCCCGGAUGAUAAGGCGUUAAUUGGAUUUGCUCAGAUCUCAAUUACAGACUGAAAGAGACUAGAUAUCAAAUAUAUUAUUUUUUCUUGAUACAUACCAAUUUUCUCCCUGGAAUCUACUGACCAUUAUACAUGUUUUAGAUGAUUUUUAGAGGAUCUGGAAGGAUUUCGUUUUAUUUUUAUUGUGUUUUAGCAAUUUAAACUUAAUUUAUAUAUUAUUAUUAGCGAAAUUAUUUUAUAUUUGUAGUUUUUCACAUUUAUUUAUUUUAUUUUAUGUCUACUAACUUCCAUAUUCUCCUUUAUAUAUGUGAGGCCUAAGGUUUAAAGAAUGUAUGUAACUCUUUUUAUAAUUAAAUUAAGAUAGUCUUCUUACAGAUCAAAACUGAAGUGUUGUUUGGUCAAUAGAUUUCAAGUAUAGUUGUACUUAAAAGUUCCAUGAAAUUCGCAGUUUUAAUUAGACUUUCCUAUAAUAUUUUUUUAUAUAUUUAUUAGACUUUCCUAUAAUAGUUUUUGAGAUUUUACAAUGUAUUUUUUCUCUAUAGUAUGUCAAAAACUUUCUAUUUUUCCUUGUAAUUACAGAAUACCUUGGAUAGAUGAUUUUUUUGCAUUUUGCUUAUCAUUUCAAGGGAAUAUUAGUUUACUGUUUCUAGUAGGCUUUUUGGUGGGCAUGUCAACGAUAUCCUAAUUGACUACUAUGCAAGAAAAAUGUGUAUUUAUAUGGGGAAUGAGGGGGGGCUAAAAAUGUAUAUAAUAUAUUUAUUCCAAAUAAAUCUAGCUGCAUUUUUGAAGUA